Molecule: messenger RNA, 1532 nt
Organism: Schistosoma margrebowiei
Lineage: Eukaryota; Metazoa; Platyhelminthes; Trematoda; Strigeidida; Schistosomatidae
Source: the annotation of a GenBank genome assembly
AAAUCCAUGGACUCCACAGGCACCCCGUUUCAAAUGUCGACUACAGGGGAUGUUGCGAAAUCUUACAAAUCUCCAACCAGCCAUAGAAAAUGUACCAAUCGAAUGACUGGUAUGUUUCGUUUCUGUUCUACUUGCUUGCCUACUUCAAGUUCAUCAGAAAAACAAGUUCGGAUUGCACCAUCUACCGAUGGAAUCCCUCAAACGCGUAAAUCACUUGAUCGAUAUGAAAGAAUUGGAAAUUUAUUAGAACAAUUUUUAAAAGGAAAAUUACAGUAUAUUCAUAAAUUUACUGAUUUACCAGAUGGUUAUUUCCUAAUUGAUGAAAUUAUCCAAUUACCUGAAUUCAAAAAAGAACAUUGUACAUAUGAUGAAAUUAUUGAUGUUGUACAUAAUGAUGCAUUAUUACGAUUCAGUGUUAGAGGAUCAAAAGUUCGCUUGAAACCGCCUGAAUUAAAUAAAGAUCCUGAUGUAAUUUUAUCAAAAAAGUUAGCUUGGAUUCUACGUCAUGGAGCAGAGAAUGUCGGAAUGAAAUAUGAACCUGGUGGUUACCUUUAUGUAGAUAAAAUACUUCAAUUGAAACCAUUUCAAGGAGUUCGACUAGAAGAUAUUUCACGUGUUGUUAAUUCGAACGAUAAAAAACGCUAUGAACUGUCGACAAAUCCAGAAAAUGGCCGGUUAAGAAUCAGAGCUUAUCAAGGUCAUACUGUUACAAUCGAAGGGUUAGAUAUUUCGUUGAUUGAAAAUCCUGAAGAUUAUCCAACUGUUAUCCAUGGUACAUAUUUUCGGAAUUGGGAUUCAAUACGUAGAGAGGGCUUAAAACGUAUGCAACGUACUCAUAUACAUUUUGCACCGGGUGAAGUUGGUGAAACUGGUGUGAUAAGUGGUAUGCGUUCAAGUGCUGAGAUUAUUAUUUAUAUUGAUUUAAUUAAAGCAAUAAAUGAUGGAUAUAAAUUUUACUUAUCAAAAAAUAAUGUUAUUCUAUGUGAAGGAAAUAAAGAAGGUUGUUUACCGACGAAAUAUUUUCGUGCAGCUUAUCAACGUAAUCCACGUCUUAAACUUUCACUCACUCCGUAAAACAGCUGACUUGAAUAAAGCUUCCCGUAUAAAAAACAUACUUAUAUUUGUUGUGUAUAAAAAUAAAAUUCUCAUAAACAUUCUGAUACAAAAUUACAAAAUUCGGUCAAUUCAGUUAUAUCGUGAUUAUGUUUAUUUCCAGUUUCAACUUAUCAACUCUACGUUAGUGCACUACACUUGAACAGCCCACUUUCAUAUAUUUAUCUGUAUCUUUUAUUUUCUGUUAUAUAAUAUAAACUACUUAACUCUAAACGAGUAGUUUGUUUUUUGGAGACUAUUUUAUUUUUCAGAUAGACAUUCAGAUUCGUUUGACUGAUUUUUGACUUUUUGGUUUGCUAUUGUAUAACAUAUAUAUAUAUAAUUUUUUAUAUUUGGAUUUUACUGAGCUGCAUAUUCUUAUGCAUAUUACAUAGAAUUGUACACAUUUGAAUUACUAUAUUAUAAAGAGUUAUUAUCAG